Chara braunii is the source of this 2724-nucleotide messenger RNA. The record is from the annotation of a GenBank genome assembly. Lineage: Eukaryota; Viridiplantae; Streptophyta; Charophyceae; Charales; Characeae.
GGAAGAAGAAAACGCUGGUACAAGUAAUAACGGCCUAAAGAAAGCAAGUUGGGAAAGGUACAUUGGGCGCCAAGACAUUACCUCGGGAAGAAGACGCGGUCGUGAGUGAGUGCAACGUUUUGUAUGUGCCCGAUUUGCCUUAGAGAGACAACGACGACAGCAAAAGAAGUCCCGUCAGGUUCAGUAAUUAAGAGAGGAGGCACCCUUCAUGUGAGGCGUGGAACGAGAAGAUUGCCGCGCGAAAGAACGGAGCAGGCGCUAUAUUCGACGCUGGAGACGUAUUGCAUAGCGAGGUGGAAAUUGGAGCGCAAAGAAUUGCCGGCGCCCAUGAAGACACGUGGAAACAGGAGAAGACAUGAGAGGCUUCUUGGUUUGACUCCUUCCCGCAUUGUGAUUUCUUCGUCUCUUCCUCCUCCCUCGCGCGAUUCCUCGACAGACCAGUCUGCUCUUCAGUUGGUCUUGGGGCUGGGCUCGAACGCCUGGCCUUCGUCUUCUUAUUACGUGCCAUCGCCAUCGGCGGACCCCAGCGCCGGUCCGUCGGUCGAGACCGGCCUGUCGGUAUCGCCUGCGAGCACUGUGGAAACCCCAGCGGUCGCUUGCUUGGCCGGUCGUUCAAACUCUUCACUGCUGACCACACAUACCAGCAGCUCCCGCAGCAGACCCAAUCCAUCGAAUAACAGACAGGUAACGCCAGAAGAACCCGGAGCGGGCGGAGGAGAGCGGGGAGGGGGAGAGGGAGGAGGCAGCUUGAGUCGCGGCGGACGAAACGCCCGCGCAGGUGUCCGAACAACAGCCGCCUCGCACGCUUGUGAUGGGGACGGUGGUAGGCCGAUGACCUCCGCGUCGAACGCUGACCUUGUAGUACAUCCAAGUCGCGCUUCUUCUUCGCAGACGACUCGAGUUCCUGUGAUCCGCCCUGCUGUCCACGUCGCUCUGUCGGGGGGUGACGUGGAUGCCUCCGCUGCUGCCCACGUGAAGGACGGCGGAUGUUUCGUUGUGGACGGUGAACCUGUCCCGGGCGCAGGUCCAGGUGGGAACCAAACGAUCGACGGCGGGGGGCCCCGCCAGGAACGCGACGUGAACCACGCGGAUCUCGGCGUCGAUCACUUGGGUGCCGCUGAAGAUCUCUCUUCUGCUGGACAGGUGGAUAUCCCGCAACGUGGGUGCCGCGGAGAUGACCGGUCUGUCCCGGUAGGGCGGGAGGAGGAGGAGGAGGAGGAGGGGGGGGCACUGGCCCCUCUCACGGGUGUCAUUGAACGCGUGGCUCUCACAGCUGUCGCACACGUGGAUGCUGGACAGCAUGACGUCAAUGCUGCUGAUGCGGAUGUCGUUGGCUCUUCGAUGCACAGCGAGGCAGUGAAGAUGACGGCUGUGGAGCAGGACACUCGACGACGAUGGAGGAGGUGGUCAUCUUCCUCCUUGCGUGAUGCUUCGUGCCCGUUCGAUCGUCAAGUCUCGUUUGGUCUCAAUGAACACGAUGGCAGUGCUACGACAGCCGUGUUGGAUCCGAAGCAGCUGAGGACGACCGAUGCUGAUGUGGCGUCCUGUGAGCUUGACACGUGGCGCCCUCGCAUCAGGCAGGUGGAGGAUGAGCAGGAAAAGGAGAAUAAAGACGGAAAUGGAGGGGAGUUGGGGUUGGGAGAGCUAUCGUCGCAGAUGGAGCGAUUGAAUUGCCGUGUAGAGAACGAUCCACAUGCUACUGACUUGAAUACGUCAUUGUCGAAGUUUCGCAUACGCGACGUGUGCAAGUUGUUCCGGGAGGACGCUGUUUGUGGCAGUAGUGUGGUGUCGCACGUGGUCGCACACAAGGACGCGGGGCCGCCGGCGAUGCAACGAGGCGGCAGAAGACGAUUGCCGUCGGUCAAGCGCAACAAGCCAAAUGGGGAUCGCAAUGACGCGCAGGGGCAGGUCCAGGCCGAUGUCCGAUCUAACGGCCAUGACCCGAUAACAGAUGGCAGCAUGAUGACCGAGAGUAGGGAUGGUUACGUUGAGGUACGGGGAGUCUCUCCCCCCGACGAUAACUGCGUUGAUGGGCAAGUGCCACGUGUCAGGUUAGAAGAAGAUAGCGCAAUCACCCACCGAAAGGGCGGGGAUCAAUCACGGAUAGCCACGUGUCAGGUUGCCAUUCAAUCUUCAGCGGGCGGAGCAGGAUUCGCUGGAGGGAGGGGGGGGGGCGAAGGCAAAAUGGCCCGCCAUCUUGACUCAGUGGGUGAAACGGCGCGCGAAACGGCGGAAGGAGAAAUGGCGGGAGGAGGAGAAAUGGCGGGAGGAGAAAUGACAUGGAGGGUGGAAAUCGCGCGGGUAGAAAUAGCUCGCGCGCGCAUCCCCGAGGCUUCUUCAGAAGAAAGUGAGAGGCUCUCUCAAGCCAGGUCACCACCCAGACUAUGCCACGUCACAGGUAACGUGUUUCCACAUCAGAAUAGGGUUUCUUUCCAGGGUAUGACUGAGCAAUCAUGUGCCACCUACCGUCACAGGUAACCUGUUUCCACAUCAGAAUAGAACGUACGGUCAUUAUCGCUGCAUCUAGACUUAAAUUUGCCCCCCAAAAUACGGGGACAAUGAUUGUAUUAUGUUCUAUUCGGUGGAGGACGGUAGAAGGUAUUGAUUGGCGCUCAUAAUAGUAUGUCGAUUAGUAACGUGAGAAUGUAGAUUAAUAACCUGUUCGUUGGUCAUAGUUACGCGGGGUAUAUUAUACGAAAAAGGUAAUAAAAUGGAAAGGAAAUA